Ochotona curzoniae (black-lipped pika) is the source of this 1551-nucleotide messenger RNA. It is a transcript of the gene RHOV, whose product is annotated as ras homolog family member V. NCBI's taxonomy places the organism in Eukaryota, Metazoa, Chordata, Mammalia, Lagomorpha, Ochotonidae. Gene Ontology annotation, molecular function: GTPase activity; GTP binding. Bases 103 to 813 code for a protein of 236 amino acids. The record is from RefSeq and is a predicted model, not a curated record. The transcript is spliced from 3 exons. Gene Ontology annotation, biological process: small GTPase-mediated signal transduction.
CCAGGACCGGCUCGGUCAGAGGCAGGUCCAGCAUAAGCUCCUUCCCCGAGCGCCGCGGAGCCUGGUCCCGGGCUGGCCCCUCUGCUGCCCCCGGAGCGGGCCAUGCCGCCGCGGGAGCUGAGCGAGGCCGAGCCGCCCCCUCUCCGGGCCCCGACCCCUCCUCCGCGGCGGCGCAGCGUGACCCCCGAGCUGGGCAUCAAGUGUGUGCUGGUGGGCGACGGUGCGGUGGGCAAAAGUAGCCUCAUUGUCAGCUACACCUGCAAUGGGUACCCCGCGCGCUACCGACCCACGGCGCUGGACACCUUCUCCGUGCAAGUCCUGGUGGAUGGCUCCCCGGUGCGCAUUGAGCUCUGGGACACGGCGGGACAGGAGGACUUUGAUCGGCUGCGCUCGCUCUGCUACCCGGACACCGACGUCUUCCUGGCCUGCUUCAGCGUGGUGCAGCCCAGCUCCUUCCAGAACAUUGCCGAAAAAUGGCUGCCGGAAAUCCGCACUCACAACCCGCAGGCACCCGUGUUGCUGGUGGGAACCCAGGCUGACCUGAGGGACGAUGUCAAUGUACUGAUUGAGCUGGACCAGGGUGGCCGCGAGGGACCUGUCCCCCAGCCGCAGGCUCAGGGCCUGGCUGAGAAGAUCCGGGCCUGCUGCUACCUCGAGUGCUCGGCCUUGACCCAGAAGAACCUGAAGGAGGUGUUCGACUCGGCCAUCCUCAGUGCCAUUGAACACAAGGCCCGGCUGGAGAAGAAGCUCAACGCCAAGGGCGUCCGCACCCUGUCCCGCUGCCGCUGGAAGAAGUUCUUCUGCUUUGUAUGAGAAGCCCAUUCUACCCGCUAGCCCCCUGUCCAGAGGGGGGAGCAGUGUGUGUAGCCAGUGGUCCACAGGAGGCCAGAGACUUCUGGAACCUGGGGCCUGGCUGCCCCGUGGGACUUAAUUACCUGGUGGACACUGUGGGGACCUGGGCCUCAAGCUGCUCACUCUGCUAAGCCAGGGUGCUCCUGAGGCCUUGCAGUGGGCAAGCGGUUCCCCUAGAAGAAGCCAGCCCUUGGAUUUGCAUGGGAUGCUACCUGCACUGUCAGCCACCCCGGCUGAGCAGUCUGGCAUCCAGUUCCCAAUUUUGUACACACAUAGGCUUGCCGGUCAGCCUAGCUGAAUUAGGACCCCUGUCCCAGACCCUGCUGGACCCAGGGGUGAGGAAGAACCUGGCGCCAGCUGGCUGAACGGCUUGGAGGGCUGGAAGGACUGACAGACACGUUGGGAUGGAAUGGGUGAAGCAAAGGCUGGUGAGGGAUGGAGAGAUGGAGCACCGGGAAGACGAAGCCUGGAGGUGUGGGGCUGGAGGCUGGGCCUGAGGGCCAGGGCUGGAAGGAGGAAGGCGAGGAGGGGGGGAACAGGAGCGCAGGCUGACACCUGGGCUGCCCUCAGCCCUUCAGGCCAGGGAGGGCGGGGCUGGCCCUGGGAAGAUCUGGGUCUUAGGGCUCCCCAGGCACUGCCCAAACUGGCUGGGCCAGGAGCUGGGGCAGGAAGUGAGAGUACUGGCUCAGGCCGAGGAAG